UACGCUGACAGUGUAAAAAUAUAUUCACAUUAUCCGGCAAAAAAAAAGAAAAAGAAAGAAAGAAUUUUAAAAAGUAAAUUAAUUUAAGUAAACUAAAAACGACUGGCUGUAGUUGUGCGGAAGGUGAUCAAUAUUGUUCAUUGUUUGACGUGGAGUGGAAAGGCGUUGAAAACAUACCGUACAUUCGAGGCAAUAACUGCCCGUCUCUACUUGUUGUAUUCGUCGCGUCGUGGUAUCGCGUGGGAAACAGUCGAGAUAUUAAGCGUCUCAAAACCAACGCCUGCCAAAAAUCGUUGGAAACAGACGAGCUAAAUUGACUGGUACACUAAGCCUGGAGUUAAAAAAGACCUUUUUGUGGAACCUAAUCGUCUGUAAAUUGGAACAUUAUUCACUGAGAAAGUAACUCUUCAUCCAGUAACGGACGUAACAUGAAUAUCUACCAAUGUGCUCUUCAUAUUUUCGGGUGGCUAUUUCUGCUUGGGGUGGUCGGAUCAGAAUCACUUGACACUAGGAAGGCGGAUGAAUUAUUACAGUUAUUGGAAACGUACAAAACAGCGUUGACGUCACGUUACGACGACAACUACGGUUCUAUACCUUACGACAGUCCAAGCUACGAUAACGUACCGCUGAUCUGGCUGCUGAAGCGAGGGGCCCCAGUCUAUGAUGAUGAGAGUUACAAGCGCUUUGGCUUUAUGGGGAGCCGGGGAAAGCGGCAGGGUGCGUCUAAUGCUAUGCGAGCCAUGGCGGACCUCCUGCAAGUCUACAACCAGAAGUUGAUGCAUGCUAUUCAACGAGCACAAUAUUUCGAUGACGAAUUCACAGAGUACAAAAAUAAAAGACAACCACAAUUUGGUUUCCAUGGCGUUCGUGGUUGAGAGUCGUCUGACAAAGAUAUUUAAGCUGGCCGUGUGACUGCAAACAACAAGCCUAUUUUAACGUUCGAAUCUACAGGUGUGAUGGACGUGCACUUCAGUGGCAACAUUCGCCGGACAACGAUGUAAAAUUUAUUGGCAUCAAACGCGUCAGUCAUGGUUAUGGCGUGUCAUUGGCAGAUGGGAACUGGUGCCAUGGCAACGACACGUUGACGAGAUCUAAAUUGUUUGAUGGUAUUAAAGCAUUACAUUGA
Molecule: messenger RNA, 1126 nt
Organism: Gigantopelta aegis
Lineage: Eukaryota; Metazoa; Mollusca; Gastropoda; Neomphalida; Peltospiridae
Exons: 5
Coding region: 429-875 (148 amino acids)
Source: RefSeq, a predicted model, not a curated record